Molecule: messenger RNA, 2124 nt
Organism: Dioszegia hungarica
Lineage: Eukaryota; Fungi; Basidiomycota; Tremellomycetes; Tremellales; Bulleribasidiaceae
Exons: 10
Coding region: 1-2124 (707 amino acids)
Source: RefSeq, a predicted model, not a curated record
AUGGACGUCGAUGACGAAAUGUACGACUCGAAGGUGCUCGAUACACUUUACAAAGCGGAGGUCAAUGCCCUCUCUCUUUGGGUGACUUCCGACUGUCGGCACUGGGCGCUGUUUCGUGUUGCAAUGGCGGAGGCGGAGAAGUCCUCUUCUGACACAGCAGAGCAAGCCAAGUAUAUCAGCACGCACCUCACCGACACGCUUUGCAGACGACCCCAGGACAUUGCGUUCCCCUUUGCCUUCGAUGCGCAGAACAUCCAGUGGUUCCUCUGGACGGCAGUCGUAUCGGGUGCGACUGAGGUAGAACACACGUCAGCAUACGCAAGGUUGCGGCGAAGCAUUAGCACCUACCAGAACUUCACGACGGACAAUGGCUAUGUGAGAGAACUCGAGAGAGGGAUCAGAUCGGCCACAUCACUACAGAAGAUUGACGACAUUGAUCGGAUCAUGAAGUACCCCGAAGGCCACAAGAUCGGACAUACCAUUGUCGGCUCGAAUCCGAAGUUACGACAGUCAUUCAUCACCCGUCAUGGAAGCACCAAAGCCGGCCAAUUCUUCAAGAGAGUGGGGGACUUUGAGAGCAGGCUCAUCGUCACGCAUAACAGCGACACGGUUGCGAAGGGUAUGCACAAGCCUCCGGGAACCGCCAAAUUCACGGAAUCCAGAAUGAACGGGUACUGGAGGGCUGUGCAUCCUCGCACCCGACUGAAGUGGCUGGAACACUACCGGCGCUUGACUGCAACGAUUGAGAGGAAUGAGAAAGAGGUAUUGGAAGGGCUGCCGGAUAUAGCACCUCCAGUUGGAGAGGUAGCACCGUGGCAGCAGAUAUCCGUCAUCAAACUCUUAACAGCUUCUAUGAAUCGUGGUCUACCACAAAGACCCGGAGCCUGGGCGCGUUCCUCAGAUCGCUGUACCGUACACGAUCGUACUGUCAGGCGCGGGUUGGGCUACCUUCUGCUACUUGAACUGCCCGGUCGACAUUCUCUGUGCCAGAUAGGCGGACAAGUCUCUCCAGUCAGCGCUACUAGAGAGGCCAGCCGCCGCGGAUGGAUCAUAGAUUUGCCACUGGCGCUCAAUCUUCUGAUCAUGACUACCCCUGCCUGCACCGUCCCUUCCUCCGGGGACAAGACCAUCACCCUCCCGGGCGACCGAAAGGUCAAUUUUGCCACCAAGAGGCUUCCCGAGCCUUAUCUUGUGGCGCUGGGUUCGACGCGGCAAAAGGAGGUGCGAGAUGAGCCACGCUUGCCAAGUCUUCUCCUGAGCGGUCAAACUAUUCAGAAUACACUUACUCCGCGCCGAUAUUUGCCACCCGCGGAUCAUCUUACUGAUAUUAUCCAGCGUCAAGGCUCAGCAUACGGCGCGACGGCACAGGUAGCAGACGUGCCCGAGAUCAAUCAGUUCGAUGGUCAAGGACCUCCUACACAGCCUGACGGAUCGGUCAGCGAUGCUGUUUUGGAGAGCUGGAAGCCUAAGCGAGAUCCCCCUUUGAGUGAGAGAGGCCGUGCUCAAUGCGAGGAUGUCAGGUUCGACCAGCUCGAGCACUUCGAAGCUGAGGGCAAGCUGCGCCCCGUCUUGGCAUGUCUCCGUGAGCAGUGCGAAGUCAACGAGAGGAGUGGGAGGAUGAGGGUGUCUGAUCUCCGAGACCAGGCAGAGCCAAGUGAGACCGAGAUCGGAUCAGAUACUUUCCCCGGAUCAAACAGAUUCCUCAGACUCGAUGGAUUGGAUGGGGCGAUCGAUCCAUUCGCGGCCCACGACACCGUCAACGAGACGGAUGCGGCGACCGAAGAGCGAUCUCGGGACGCGAUGGAGAAUCUGGCCCGGCUGAUUCAGCUCAAGCAUCAGCUCGGUCAACUCACUCGGGAAGGCAAGCCGACCACAGGGACCGACGAAGCGCCCUUGGACGUAUUGCUCUUCACACACUGGGACUACAGACGGUAUCUCCUCAAGGCAAUCACGGGACUGGACAAGGAGAAAUUCAGGUUUUCGAGGGGGAAUCUGUCGGCGCCGUUCGUUGAUGUGACACUCACGACAAAGGGGCCGGCGCCGAGCGACCUCUGGUCGGCGACCAUGACGUACACCGGACACUCACAGGGAGACGUGAUUCUUCCCAAGGAUGUCAGUAGGUGA